Molecule: messenger RNA, 642 nt
Organism: Postia placenta MAD-698-R-SB12
Lineage: Eukaryota; Fungi; Basidiomycota; Agaricomycetes; Polyporales; Adustoporiaceae
Exons: 2
Coding region: 432-596 (54 amino acids)
Source: RefSeq, a predicted model, not a curated record
UCAGCACAUACGGUAAAUGUAAAUGUCAGCAACGAAAUACGACAAUUAGCUAAAGGGCGCGAGCAGAGCAUUGACGAAGGUUCCUAGAAACAAAACUAGAUGCUAGCAUGCGAGCUCUUGAGUUAGAAGACGCCAGUGACUUUCAUGUAGGACCACUAACACUGACAUCCUUACGUGUUCAAAUUUAGGUGGCACUUGCAAUUUACUUAAAGGCCUUGGGAACUUACUUGUGGUUGCUCUCAACCUAGUCGGGCUUCUGUGAUGCUAACGAGCCGUGUUUCAAGUUGCGAUCAUUCACCGUUAAAGUGGGCACAAUCUAGCACCGUCCUCCGUAACCGCUUGUGCAUGAAGAGUCUGAAGAGCUUUGCGCACGAAGAACGAAUACUGUCUUCCUUGCAACUUGCUAAGUCUUCGUGUCCAUCUCUCACACUAUGGCGGCGGGCAAGUAUAGCAUGUUUCAACUUGGCAGAGCGCACCUCUUGUUGGGACAACAGGACUCAUACUCUCGCUUUACCAUGAGCACUCGCCGCGAUAGCCGGCCUUCAUUAGUACAAACAUCUACCGAGCUUAACUGCCGGAGACCCAGCGCCCACUGAAAAGGCAACACAUGUGUUGAGGUCAGUUGUACCUCACCACGAUAUG